Lactuca sativa (garden lettuce) is the source of this 1387-nucleotide messenger RNA. RefSeq lists its product as uncharacterized. The record is from RefSeq and is a predicted model, not a curated record. NCBI's taxonomy places the organism in Eukaryota, Viridiplantae, Streptophyta, Magnoliopsida, Asterales, Asteraceae.
GGAAAAUAAAUGCAUAAUAACAACUCCCUCUGCUCAAGGCUUUCCCAUCACCUCUAUCUCUCGUUCUCUUUCUCUUUCUCUUUUCUCUUUCUCUCUCACGCACGUCAAUGGAGGAACGCGAAACCCCUGCUGCUAACAAUGCAGCUGAUCUCAUCACAUUCACCGACGACUUCGACAGCGCUUGCUCCACUCCUUUUGUUAGUGCCCCGUCCAGUCCUGGCCGUGGAGCUCCCUCUUCUUACGGUGGUGGAUUUUUCUACAGCGCUCCCGCAAGUCCUAUACACUUUAUGCUGUCUUCUUCUUCGAAUAUGGGUUCGUCAAACUCGGGUUCUUCUACUCCUAUUGAAGGAGCUGGAGGAUCUUUUGAGUUUGAGUCUCAUGUUGUAGCUCCAACCGGAUCCAUGAGCUCCGCCGAUGAGCUUUUCUUAAACGGCCAGAUCCGUCCGAUGAAGCUGUCGUCUCACCUUCAACGUCCUCAGGUACUAGCUCCAUUGCUUGAUGUUGACGAGAACGAGAUCGGAGAUGGAGAUGGAAGUGACAGCGAGGAUAAGCUUGGGAGAGGUAGAGAUUUGAAGUUUCGAGACAGAUCUAAGUCGUUAAGGAGAAGAGCUAGAUCUAUGUCGCCGUUGAGGACUAACAAUGCAUUUCAAUGGCUGGAGGAAUUUGAAGACGGAAGAGAAUCAACGGAAAUCAAUGAAAUCAAACAGAAAUUAGAAGCAGAAGAUAAAGCAAAAGCCGACGAAGAGGUUCUCGAUAGCGAAACUCCGCCGUCCGGUGCUUCCUCAAGGUCGUCGUCCGUCGGCCGGAGCUCAAAACGGUGGGUGUUUUUGAAGGAAUUUCUGUAUAGAAGCAAGAGUGAAGGACGAAAUAGUACUAGCAGCAACGGGAAUCAUAAGUUCUGGAGAACCUCAUUGUCCUUUUCCCCUUCUUCUAACAAGGACAAGAAAUCAGCCGACACAUCGGCUAUGAAGAAUAAAGCGACAACUCCAACCACCACCACUGCCGGUGACGGACCUCCCACGGCGGAGGCGGCAAAACCCACCGUCAGAAAGGCCGUGAAUGGGGUGGGGAUAAACAGUAAACGGAGGAUUGCUCGUUCGGCACACGAACUGCAUUACACAACGAAUCGAGCACAAGCAGAGGAGCUGAGGAAGAAAACCUAUUUACCCUACAAGCAAGGCCUAUUGGGAUGUUUAGGGUUUAGCUCUAAAAGUUACGGAGCGAUGAAUGGAUUUGCAAGAGCUUUGAACCCAGUUUCAUCCAGGUAAUUUAAUCGAAAACGGAAAGGGUUUUCAAGUUGGUGAUUGUAUAAAUUGUUUAGCUAAAACAUCUGUUUGAUUUCGAAUUUUUCCAUGGUAAGCAAUGAAUCUAUAUAUUUGAAUGCUUA